CACGAAGAUAUUGUUUAAGAGCAGCAAACCAUCUGUUAGGUCGCUAAGCUGCUUUAUAUUAAUUACAGAGCAGCAUACAUGACACAGAAUUUCUUAGGUGAACCAGAAACAGCAAAGGUUCAGGUCUUCCCUACCGGAAAAGUUUUUCUGUUUACCCUCAUGCAGUCAUGUUUAGAUGGGAUUGUAGAGAUGGUAAAUGCAACUAAACGGAUCAGAGCAAGAGAGAGAGAGAGAGGGUUGGUAGUACUAUAGGCGGCGACCUCCAAAUAAGUACCCAAUCCCUAUCCCCACCGCCACCACCUGGCCCUGAGGGGGAAAAAAGUUUUCUUGGUGCGGUGGGGGGGAAGCGGACCAACAGCCAGGCAGCGCUAUAUAUUUGUUGUAUAUUCUCUCUUUCACCAAGAGAGGAAGAGAGAGAGAGAGAGAGAGAGUGAGUCGGUUUGAGCAAACAGGAUCGCUACCAUUGGACUUUGUUACCUGAGGGGAGGGGGAGAGAGAGAGAGGGAAGAAGCGAACCUCCUUGUACUUCCAGCACUACCAUCCGCUUCCGCUUAGAAUGGCUGCCUCUUCUUCAUCUGGGGGGGAGCCGUCACCGCCGGCCCAAGCUAGGAGGAUAAUUCCUGGUCCAUGGACGCACGAGGAAACCAGCAACCUCAUCGACGCCUACCAGGGGAAGUGGUACUCCCUCAAGAGGGGGCAACUUAGGGCCUCCCAUUGGGAGGAGGUGGCGGAGGCGGUGCGUCUCCGCUGCGGCUUUCCGGAGCAAACCAAGACCUCCACCCAAUGCCGUCACAAGAUGGAGAAGCUCCGCAAGAGGUACAGGACGGACAAACAGAAGGGCUUCACCGACAAUUCUCCUUGGAUCUUCUUCAAGAAGAUGGACCUCAUGGAAAACGGACCCCCCAAGGUCUCGCUGCCGCCGCCCAAGGAAGACUCUGAUAACACCACGGAGAAUGGCACCGCUAACACCAGAAGCCUCCAUUUCUUAAUGUCUAAUGGCAAACUCAGGGUUCCGCUCGAUGGCCGUACUGCUUCUGCGGCUCGGGAGACGGCUGGCGAUCACUGCCCCGAUCCCGGAGAGACCGACUUCCUACCCAGGGUAUUUCGGAGCUGCUCCUCGUCGAAGUUGGGGUUUAAGCAAACGAACCCAAUCUCGGAACUGACGUCGGCGAUCAAGUCUCUGGGCGAUGGAUUCAUGAAGUUGGAGCAGAUGAAGAUGGAGAUGAUGAGAGAGGUGGAAAGGAUGAGGAUGGAGAUGGAGAUGAAGCGGACGGAGAUGAUAAUUGAGUCUCAGCAGCAGAUUGCAGACGUGUUCGCUGACGCGCUCUACGCGAAAAAGAAGCUCAAGAGGAUGUCUUCACCUGAUUCAUAAGGGAGAUUCUGGAUGUGCGUUUAGAAUCUUUUGGAAUUUGGUGUCUCCUGUCGCCAUUUGCUGGUUUGGUGAGAAGUUGACAUAGGUGCUCUCGCAGAGACUGAAAGUUGCCACCUUCUUGCUGAUUCCUUUCGAGGAAAUUGAACCCCUGGCACAGAAUUCUAUCGGGAUUUUGCUGGCGAAAACACGAUUAUUUUGGAGUGGAAGGAUAAGAUCGAUAUGGCAUUUGAAAUCGAUAUAAGGAGUGGUGUUUAUCGUUUGCCCUAUGGUGGACAUGAUGAAGGUGAAGGACGAGUUGAGAGCGGUUGAGGAACUUGAAAGUGCUCUGUUGCACAAAAGCGGUAAAAGAUGGCACACCAGUUUCUUUUUUUUCUUCUUCCUGUUUUCCCGUCAGCAGAGGCAAUUCUGAGGGAAAUUUGAUGCCACAAUGUGAAUUCAGCCAUGCAUAUCCAAUAAGAUCGAGUUGAAACAUCCAAUAAUUUGGUUUUCCAAGUUCCCGUAAUCUCUAUUUGAUCUGUGGAAACCAUCGUACCUUUUCUGUUUGAUAAAUUCCCAGCAGCAUGCUUUAUGUGAGCUAUCUUUAGUUUUUGCAAGGCUGAAUAUGCUGUUGCCAUCUGCCCUCUUAAUUCUAGUGGAUAAGUUCUUCGAACAUGAAAUCGUGUGCUUGAUCGCAACUAAAUGUUGACGUUCAAAUGAUAAAAUAUCUUGCACAUUGUUAACCUUUCUACCAAUUUGAUGCAUAAAUGGCCCAGGUUGAUAAUUCUUCCUCAUGAAGAAUCUAAUUUCAGUUUGCUUUUCCUGUAGUUUGUCC
Nymphaea colorata (pocket water lily) is the source of this 2183-nucleotide messenger RNA. Its product is annotated as trihelix transcription factor ENAP2. The transcript has a single exon. The record is from RefSeq and is a predicted model, not a curated record. NCBI's taxonomy places the organism in Eukaryota, Viridiplantae, Streptophyta, Magnoliopsida, Nymphaeales, Nymphaeaceae. Bases 557 to 1372 code for a protein of 271 amino acids. Gene Ontology annotation, molecular function: transcription cis-regulatory region binding. Gene Ontology annotation, cellular component: nucleus.